Messenger RNA from Cuscuta campestris, 1396 nucleotides. The record is from the annotation of a GenBank genome assembly. NCBI's taxonomy places the organism in Eukaryota, Viridiplantae, Streptophyta, Magnoliopsida, Solanales, Convolvulaceae.
CUUCAAAUGACAGUCAAGUUAUAUGAAACUUAGAAGGAUAAACAAACACACUCUGAGUACAAAAAACCAUCAAUAUAAAAUCGCAAUUCACAAUGGAUAUGAGCACAGAUGGUGAGAGGCUUUUCUAACUGGUCCAACUAAUAACACAGAAAUGGCUGGUUUUCAAACCAACUUCUUCCCGUCUUACACUCCGGCCCCACCUCACGGUUGUAAAUCUCCGCCACAAGUCUCGCCGUUCUCUCCAGGAAAUGUGCCACCAAGCCCACCACCCAUCAACCCUCCCCCGUCCUCCCCAAAGGUAGCACCACCUCACCCAGCCAGCACACCUCCGCCACCUCAUUAUCCCAGCCCACAGCCUCCAUCACCAAGGCCACCAAGGCCUUCCAUUCCACCUCCAUCACCAGUUGUCAAGCCGCCUCCGCCACACAUUCUGCCACCACCAUCACCGGCAGUUAAGCCGCCACCACAACCUGGACAUCAUUCCCAUGUCAUCAUUAUUGCUUUUGUCUCACUUGGUGGACUGUUCUUUCUAGCAUUCCUCUCUGUGGCAUUAUGCUGCUUUAUCAAAAAGAGAAAGAAGAGAAUGGUUCAAGAAAGUGAUGUUGUAAAGGUGGAUGAACAUAUAAAAGUUCAUGAAACAAUUGUCCCAGGUCCACAUGGCACGCAAACUACUUUUAUAACCAUUGAUGAUGAUCUUCAUAUCGAUGAAGAAGUCAAAAAGCAUGAAAAAAAUUGUCAAAGUUUAGUCACAAAGGGCGUGCAGAAACAUCCUCAGGCUAUUGGUGCAAGCACAAGAGCUCCAACAUCUGGUUGAAAUCACAAGCCCUAUUGAUCAUAGUGAAAAAAGAAGUGAUUAAGCGUAAUUUCCAUAUUAAUGUAAUACUACAUUUGUGUUUGAUUCCAUUAUUGAAUGUAAUUUACCAAUAAUCACCAUCAUAAAGCCAGCAAGUUUGAAACGCCGAAUGUUUAUUUUAACAUAUUAUUAUAACAAAAAUGAAGGAAAUGGGUCAUAUAAUGUUUGCAUAAGGGAAUUCUGCUUGUUUCUUCAAGCACUAACUUCAAUUUUAUAUUAAUAGACGGAGAUGUGGUGAUAAUCUUCGCAUGAGAGUCAGAUGCACAUCAACAAGAAUUCUAAGGUUUUAGGAAUUAUUAAGAGCAGCAGCUUGGCAGCUUUUUCCACAUACCUGGCCUUCACUCACAAGACUGUUCAACAACAACAACCCUGUUGGCUGUUGAAUCCCACAAAAGUAGGGUCUGGGGAUGGUGUGUGGGUGCAGACCUUACCACUACCCGAAAUUAGAGAGGUUGUUUCCAAAGAGACUCCAGGCUCAAGAACCACAGGUAAUCACGUACGCAGCCUAUCCCUAUGUUAAAAACAUAAAGCAGAUGACCCAUG